Molecule: messenger RNA, 2790 nt
Organism: Dendrobium catenatum
Lineage: Eukaryota; Viridiplantae; Streptophyta; Magnoliopsida; Asparagales; Orchidaceae
Exons: 4
Coding region: 323-2698 (791 amino acids)
Molecular function (GO): protein dimerization activity
Source: RefSeq, a predicted model, not a curated record
CUGGAAAUUCUUACAACCCCCUUAAAAAUUUUUAUUUGCCCUACCCCCGUCUGCUCCGCUCGAGUAUCCCGCACGACGCCUCCGGCUUCUGUUCCGCGUCUUCGGCUUCUCCUCUCUGUACGACAGCAUCGCCGGACGACGCCUCCGGUUGCAGGCAGGACGAUGCCGCCGACUCGACGGUUUGACCUAGGGUUUCGCUGCCAUUUUGGCUUUCACUUUGUGCAGCGAUGUACUAUAAAACAUCCAAUCCUAUAUGUUGGGCUUCAUCGGUUGGUACUGCUUCCUUAGCUCUUGAUGCUUGACACAUUCCACACCAUAGACAAUGUCUACAGACUCUCCUUUUGAUCAGGAACAUCCUGUGACUGAUGAUGGGAGAAUUGAGUUCUCAUCAAUUGGGGAAGGGCAUUUUAUUUUCGAAGAUAAAAAUUUGGUCUACAGUGAAGAUGAUCAAGUACAACAUGAACUUGAGGUACAGUUAGGGGAGGAAAGCCAAACUGAUGUUAAUGCAACUGUCUUAUGGAAACAUGUGGUUAAAGGGAGGAAAUGUGGUAAUGCUCAUGGAGGUUCCCAUGUUUUUAAAUGCAAACAUUGCCAAAAGAUAUAUCAUGGUACCUACACACGAGUUUAUGCACACUUGAUGGGACAUAAAAAAGGUGAAAGUAAAGGGAUUGGCUAUUGUUCUGCUGUGAAGGCUGACAAAAACUUACAACUCCAAAUUAAGAGAGAAGUUGAGCAAGCUGAGAGCUCACCAAAUGUGGUUCCAUUGAAGAAAUCAAAACUCAAUUCCUGCUCCGGGGCUACAUCGCAGGGGCCUUCAUUAGCCUUGUCCUAUGCAGGUUCCUUCGAGAAAGAUCCGUCAGCGCAAGAUGGACAUGAUGUCGAUUCUAAGUUAAUUCGUUGUUUAUGUGCAAAUGGUAUCCCUUUUAAUGUACUAAGGUCACCUUAUUGGGAAGAAAUGGUGUCAGCAAUAAGUAAAGAACUUGGUUAUAAAAGCCCCUCAUAUGAAAGAGCAUCUACUAUUCUAUUGCAGAAUGAAAGGAUCAUAGUUGAAAGUGAACUAGAUGAUUUCAAGCAGAAGUGGUCUCAUUAUGGAAUUUCAAUCCUAUCGAAUGGUUGGACUGAUAUCAAACAUCGUCCGUUAAUCAAUGUAAUAGCAUCAAAUCAAUUUGGGUCCAUGUUUCUACAUGCUCUUGACUUUCAAAUUGUUGAGAAAUCUCAUAAAAAAAUCGCACACUACAUGCUGGAAACAAUUGAGAAGGUUAGCCCAUAUAAUGUUGUUCAAUUGAUUAUGGAUAAUUCAGCUAGUUGCAGAGCUGCAGGCGAGGAUGUAAUGAAAGCAUAUCCUUGCAUAUUUUGGAGCCCUUGUAUUGUCCACACGCUAAAAUUGGUUCUUAAGGAUGUCAUUAAAGAAUUACCUUGGCUGAAGAAAACAUAUUUGACUGCAAAAGCUAUUGUGAAAUAUAUUGUAUAUCACUUUGAUGCAGCUGAGAUCUUUCUUAACCAUUCGAAGUUAGAGUUGCUAAAAGCUGCAACAAGACCUUAUGCUGUUUACUAUAUUUUUCACCUUUUAUUUAAUGUAAAAGAGACCUUGGUGGCUGCUGUCUUAUCCGACCAAUGGGAAAUAUGGUCUAGACUACCUAUACUUGAUGAGAAAGUCGAGCUUUGUGGAUACAGUGUGAAAGAAGGUAUCUUGUCAGAGGAUUUUUGGGAGGCUGUGCAAUUGGCAUUGGAUAUUAUAAAACCAGUAUACAAAAUGAUUAAAUUUACCGAACAAGAAGGCCCUUUAAUUGGAGAAAUUUGUGAAAGAAUGGACAAUAUGUUGGGAGAGAUCCAAGAUAAUUUGAAAAAACAUGUGGAGAUGUUUAUGACUGUGAAGGAAAAACUUUUUUCUAGAUGGACCAAGAGUAAUGUUCCAUUGCAAUGCUUGGCUUAUGCUCUUACUCCAAAAUAUUAUGAUGAAGACCUUAUUCAAACUCCUGCACCUGGAGGUAGAAAGAGAUGUGCUCCAGACCAGGAUGAUGAUAUUUUCGAGGGAGCCAUGGCUGCAAUAUGCAAAAUGCAUCCAAAUGAUGAUCACGCGGACACCAUUCGUGUCCAGUUCUUGUCAUUUGUGGAGAAGAAGGGCAAGUUCUCAUCUCCGACGGCUAAAAGGGAUGCCCGAAAUCCCAAAAUCAAUGUCCUGCAGUGGUGGAAGUUUCAUGGUGGAGAUACAAAAGAACUGAGAGACAUGGCUUUUAGAGUACUAGCACAACCAAUCAGUGCCUCUUCCAUUGAAAAACCUUGGAGCACAUAUAAUUUCAUCCAUCACGCUAAAAGAUACCAACUGAAUGAAAGCCAAGCAGACGACCUGAUGUUUGUCCAUUCAAAUUUGAGAUUGCUAUCAAGGUUUAAUCAAAAUUACCAGUAUGGGCAGCAUAGAAAAUGGGAUAUAAAUUCUGGACAUGUUUUUACAGAUGAAUCUUCUUCCCAGUGGGAAGAAAUGCAUCUUUCAGGUCUUGAAGAGGAGAGUUCUUUUCUGAGCCCAGCUUCUACUUCUCAUAGUUCUAUCCAGGAGCUGUUAAGAAUCAUAGAAGAUGUUCCUUCAAACUGUAAUCAGUCCACUGAUGAUGCAAGUCUGGUUAAUUGUGGAGACAGGGGGAGCCCAGCUGUUGGGGUUUAUAGGCUUGAUUCAACUGGUAAGACAAAGAAAUUCUUGUAAUGUUGUUACAUUUUGUUUCACUCUCUCAUCUUUUUUGAGACAUUUUAUUGAGAAUAAUUUCCUGUAGAUUCAGUUUUUGAUCAUUUUUGCCA